AUGUCUCUUGGAAUAACCCUAUCUCAGCUAGUCCAAGAGAGCUCUGAGCCCUUGGCCACGGGUAUUCCUAUGUUAGAUGAGGCGAUAUGUGGUGGACUACAGCCCAGGUCAAUUUAUGAGAUAUUUGGUCCUCCUGGAGUAGGUAAAACACAUUUAGGACUUCAGAUAAUAAGAAAUAAUAGCGACAAGCGAACUUUACUUAUAGAUACCCAUAAGCUCACCCCACUAUAUCUAUUAGAUUCUUUGUCGACUUUGCAUACAGUGCGAAUUAGAAAGUUUACUCAACUUGUAUACUUCUUCCAAGUACUGUCCCAACCGUAUGACCUGAUUAUUAUCGAGGGGCUGUCUCAACUACUUAUUGACUAUCUUCAUGCAAGUAUGAAGUAUAAAUCUCGCAAUGUUGAUGCGUCGUUACAUGCAUUCAAAAAUCGGAGUCUCAUUUUACUUAUGUCGCAGCUAACCAAGUAUGCAAACCAGCAUAAUUCUUGCAUAGUAAUGCUGAAUGAUUCUAUGAACACAGCAUACCAAGACUAUUCAGAUGUUCCACUAAUAUCCUUUGAUGGCAGUGAAAACUCAUCAUUUCUUCUGAAAUCGGAACCUAAACAGAAUGUUCAGAAAUUGAAAAGCGCAUUGGUAGCAAAUGCUAGCGUCGGUGGGAAAGAUUCAAGAUGGGAGGUGUUUAUUCGUUUACGAAUAGGGCUGUUCUGGGAUUGGGAGCGCGAUCUUAGUACAAAGGGUUCUUCGCUUAAGGUUCCGCGUAAAACUCGUAUUGCAAUAUUUAUUCCCCUUUCUACGAACUCAAGUAGCAGUGGAUCAGUGCAGGUACCUGAAGUUGUAAGACUACCUAAUGAGCCCAAUGAAUGGGUGAACACGGCAAUUAAUAAUAUGAGAAGGAAGAGCGCAACAGAAGAAGAAUCCUAUAUUCGGGAUGGAAUAAAAGAUCUUGAGGAGAGACAAUCUGAGCAUGUUAAGAAAUUUCCUCUUAGUGACUACGAUAUUGACCAGCAACAAACUAAGAGGCCAAGGCUAUCAGCAUACAGUGAAACUAACCUUGAUGGAGAAGUUCUAGUUGUUUACGACAGCGAAGGAUAG
This is a messenger RNA of Eremothecium sinecaudum, 1092 nucleotides long. It is a transcript of the gene RAD55, whose product is annotated as putative DNA-dependent ATPase RAD55. The record is from RefSeq and is a predicted model, not a curated record. Gene Ontology annotation, cellular component: replication fork; Rad51C-XRCC3 complex; Rad51B-Rad51C-Rad51D-XRCC2 complex. Lineage: Eukaryota; Fungi; Ascomycota; Saccharomycetes; Saccharomycetales; Saccharomycetaceae. Gene Ontology annotation, biological process: reciprocal meiotic recombination; DNA repair; meiotic DNA recombinase assembly. Bases 1 to 1092 code for a protein of 363 amino acids. Gene Ontology annotation, molecular function: ATP-dependent DNA damage sensor activity; four-way junction DNA binding; crossover junction DNA endonuclease activity. The transcript has a single exon.